Molecule: messenger RNA, 471 nt
Organism: Fusarium graminearum PH-1
Lineage: Eukaryota; Fungi; Ascomycota; Sordariomycetes; Hypocreales; Nectriaceae
Product: vacuolar ATP synthase subunit c
Exons: 4
Coding region: 1-471 (156 amino acids)
Biological process (GO): proton transmembrane transport
Cellular component (GO): proton-transporting V-type ATPase, V0 domain
Molecular function (GO): proton-transporting ATPase activity, rotational mechanism
Source: RefSeq, a predicted model, not a curated record
AUGUAUGCUUCCUUCUUUGGAGCUAUAGGCUGCGCAUGUUCCAUCGUCUUCACCACCUUCGGGGCAUCCUACGGCACCGCAAAGUCCGCAGGUGCCAUCUUUCAGUCCGGCAUUCUUCGCCCAGACAUGUUGAUGCAGAACACGCUAUGCGCCAUCAUGGCCCAGAUCCUGUCCAUAUACGGACUCGUCGCAAGCGUCAUUAUGUCUAACAACAUCAAAGAAAAGAUGCCUAUUCACACAGCUUUCUUGCAGCUGGGAGCUGGUAUCUCUGUCGGACUUUGUGGCAUGGCCGCUGGUUUUGCUAUUGGUAUCGUUGGUGAUGCUGGAGUCCGUGCCAGCUCGCAGCAGCCACGUCUCUACAUCGGCAUGGUUCUCAUCCUCAUCUUUGCAGAAGUUCUCGGCCUAUACGGUGUCAUCGUCUCUAUCCUCAUGCUCACCCGUUCUACAGAGGCUGCAGAGUGCCGGUACUAG